AUGCACGACGAGGACGAAGACCUGUUCGAGCGCGAGCUAGCAAGGGAGAGGGAGCUUACGAGCCGGCACACCAGCCGACGAGGCAGCUUGGGCAUACUGGACGACGAGACGCCCAACGGCAGCCGACUUGGCAGCCGAUCCCAAAGCCGCGCGGGCAACCGGAGCCAGAUGCUCACGCCGCUAGAACGGCAUUCCAUUGACGGAUACUUCCCGCAUCAUUCACACCUGGCAGAAGAGGCUCACCUCGCAGGGCCAGACUUCGUGAACUUGGACGAGAAGCUUGAGGCCAUCGAUCAAGACACCAGUCAGGAAGACGAGGCUCAUGUGCGGAGAUUAGUCAAGCGAAACAGCGCUGGAGUAGGCACUUGGUUCGGUAAUGUCCUAGGUUGGACACUCUUCUCGGUCGAGGAGAACGACGAAGAGUCUGAGACUGAGGGCGAGGCAAGCGAUGGUGAAGUGGAAGAGAUUUCACACUCGCGCAGAUCCAGUCUCAGGCAGUUUGAGGGUGUCGUUGCAACUUCGACCGAAGAGCGGAUGCCCCCACCGAAGGCCGACGAGGGUGGCUGGCAAGAUGCUGCCUGGUUGCUCAGUGUGGCAUCAAAGGUUCUGCUUUGA
Messenger RNA from Phaeoacremonium minimum UCRPA7, 615 nucleotides. RefSeq lists its product as hypothetical. The coding region runs from base 1 to 615 and encodes 204 amino acids. The record is from RefSeq and is a predicted model, not a curated record. Lineage: Eukaryota; Fungi; Ascomycota; Sordariomycetes; Togniniales; Togniniaceae. The transcript has a single exon.